CCUUUUUCAUUUUACCGUCAAAAAAACUAUGUUCAAAAUAGUACUAGUAUACAAUUACAAAACGAUAAUUUCAAUUUGGUGGUGCCGUCAAAACUUGUUUUAACCCUGCUCCGUCGUCCCUCUUAACUCUUCUACGUGGGUUUGUCAAGUUCAAUUGUGGGAAUAUAUGUGUUUCGAAGAAAUAUUGCAAAUUUAAUCCAAAGAUUGGAUUUUUGAGCCUGAGGAGUUUUUUGGUUGAAAAGUGGGAGAUUUGGAUACAGGCACAGAGGCAUGGGUCAUCUGUAUUGACUGCGACAUUAGUGGGUUUCUUGAUCAUUCGCUGAGAGCGGGUUUCUGCAUUUUCUGAUUUAGAGAAAGAUGCACAAGGGUUGACGCUUAUUCAGCUAAUUAGUCUAACAUGAUUAACAAGAUAUUCAGUAAGAUUCCAAGGAAGCAUUCUAAAUCUGGUGGAGAACCUAGCCUCUCCUCAAGUUCUUCGACAUCUUCAAAGAAAAGUGAAGGAGGCAAUAAGAGAUUGAGUAGUGCAGUGGAUGAUGUUAUCACCGCCCAAUUUUCUGUUUUAAGUGUUGGCAACAAUGCUGAAGAUAGAUUUCUUCGAGAUAGGAACUUGAGAGGGGAUGUAAAUAUAGCUUCUGCUUCAUAUGAAGCAUUACCAAGUUUUAGGGACGUCCCAAAUUCAGAGAAGCAGCUAUUGUUCAUCAGGAAGCUGAAGAUGUGUUGUGUUGAAUUCGACUUCACUGACCCCACAAAGAACCUCAAAGAGAAAGAGAUCAAGCGGCAGACUUUGUUAGAGUCAGUUGAGUACUUGACUUCUGCUAGUGGGAAGUUCAGUGAAAAUGUAAUGCAGGAAGCUGUUAAGAUGGUGUCAUCCAACAUCUUUAGGGAAUUUACUCCUCAGCCAAGGGAGAACAAGCUCGUUGAUGGCGUUGAUUUGGAAGAGGAAGAGCCUGCAAUGGAUCCUGCCUGGUCUCAUUUGCAAGUUGUGUAUGAAUUCUUGCUAAGGUUUGUUGCUUCGCCAGAGACAGAUCCGAAAAUUGGCAAAAGAUAUGUCGAUCAUUCCUUUGUUCUGAAAUUGCUUGGCCUCUUCGACUCUGAAGAUCCUAGGGAAAGGGAGUAUUUGAAGACCAUACUACACCGCAUAUAUGGGAAAUUCAUGGUGCACCGGCCAUUCAUUAGAAAAUCAAUCAAUAACGUAUUCUACCAUUUUGUUUUCGAGACAGAAAAACACAAUGGUAUUUCUGAGUUUCUUGAAGUCCUUGGCAGCAUAAUUAACGGGUUUGCUCUGCCCCUCAAAGAGGAACAUAAACUCUUUCUUGUCAGGACAUUAAUUCCUUUGCAUAAGCCGAAAUGUUUGGGGAUGUAUCAUCAGCAGUUAUCGUACUGCAUUACACAAUUUGUGGAGAAAGACUGCAAGCUUGCUGAUAUUAUUAUCAGGGGACUGAUAAAAUACUGUCCAGUUACAAACAGCUCGAAGGAAGUUCUGUUUCUUAAUGAACUCGAGGAGGUCUUGGACGCAACACAGGCACCAGAAUUCCAGCGCUGCAUGGUGCCGUUGUUUCAUCAAAUUUCACGGAGCUUGAAUAGUUUGCACUUUCAGGUGGCAGAGAGGGCUUUAUUUUUGUGGAACAACGAUCACGUUGAGAACCUGAUAAAGCAAAACCGCAAGGUUAUACUGCCCAUCAUCUUCCCUGCUCUAGAGAAGAACGCUAGGCAUCACUGGAAUCAGGCUGUCCAUAGUCUAACCUUGAACGUCCGCAAGUUCUUCUAUGAUCUCGACGCUGAGCUAUUCAAGGCCUGCCAGAACAAGUUCCAAGUUGACGAAGCAAAGGAGGAUGACAUGAGAGAGAGACGCGAAACUACAUGGAAACGCUUGGAACAAGUGGCUGCAAAUAACGAAGCUAUUCUUGUUCCUUGAACCGGCCAGUUGCUUUGUUCAACAAGCAUUUUGUUUCUCAAGAUUUGUUCUCACAUUUCAUUCCUUGUACUAAUAUUUUUUCACAAUUUCUAUAUAUUAUUUUUCUUUA
Molecule: messenger RNA, 2024 nt
Organism: Salvia splendens (bonfire salvia)
Lineage: Eukaryota; Viridiplantae; Streptophyta; Magnoliopsida; Lamiales; Lamiaceae
Product: serine/threonine protein phosphatase 2A 57 kDa regulatory subunit B' theta isoform
Exons: 3
Coding region: 398-1915 (505 amino acids)
Biological process (GO): signal transduction
Cellular component (GO): protein phosphatase type 2A complex
Molecular function (GO): protein phosphatase regulator activity
Source: RefSeq, a predicted model, not a curated record